This is a messenger RNA of Macrosiphum euphorbiae (potato aphid), 1395 nucleotides long. The record is from the annotation of a GenBank genome assembly. Lineage: Eukaryota; Metazoa; Arthropoda; Insecta; Hemiptera; Aphididae.
AUGUAUCUCUCCGUUAACCAACUAUCUACUCUCAUGAGCAUUCUUAGUGAAGAAACUGUAGAAAAUCAAACACUUGAAUAUCUAGUUUCACAACUUCAUCAAUUUUUCAAACGAGAAGAUAAUUUUAAAGUUGGCUGUACUUUACUUAUGCUGAUCCAACAUUCUGAUUUCUUACUCAAUCAAACACAAAAAUUUGCUGCUAUAAUAUUGUGUUAUGAACUAUACCGAAAUGAACCGAUUGCAACUAAUCCUUUAGCACCUAUUUUUAUGCAUCUCUUGCAUAAAAAAGUUGGUAAAAAUGAAUAUGUUGGUGAUUUGCCGGUUUUAACUAUGCCAGUUAAAAUAUUUCUUUCCAAUUUAAUUAUGUCUCAAAAUUCUAAAGAGUUAUUACGAAAAUCUGCUAAACAAGUAUUAACAGCACGCAGUGAUCCUAGUAAACCUGUAGUUAAUACAGCAACAAUUCUUAAUACAAUAAAAGAUCGUCGAAAAAAUCUUCCACGAACUGCAAAAAGCUCUCUUCCAGUUAUAAUACCUGAUCCUCAAAAAACUGAAUCAAAGGAAGGAGCAAAACAAGUUUUAGAAUCGUUGAUUAGUGGACCAAAAUCAUAUGUUUCGCACAAUUUUAAACCAGAAAUGAUGCGACUUGUGCCACCGCUGUAUGUGUGUAAAGAAGAAAUGGUUUGGAUGAACAUGAGUAGUCGAUCAAAUCAUCAGAUCAUGUAUGAUAAGACAAUGUGUGUAUCUACUAGUGCUGCUACCGAAGCACGAGAACUUAUGACUAAAGCUCUCAAAACACCAUUAACCUUACAGCAACAACAGCAUCUUUUAGCUGAACUUGGAAAUGAUCCAAAACUAGUUUAUCAUAUAGGUCUUACGCCGUGUAAAUUGCCAGAUUUAGUUGAAAAUAAUCCUUUGAUAGCUAUUGAAGUAUUACUAAAACUAAUGCAGUCACAUUCCAUAACUGAUUACUUCUCCGUCUUAGUCAAUAUGGAAAUGUCUUUACACUCAAUGGAAGUAGUUAAUCGAUUAACUACUACUGUAGAACUUCCAACUGAAUUUGUACAUCUAUACAUAUCAAAUUGUAUUGUAGCGUGUGAAACUAUUAAGGAUCAAUAUAUGCAAAACCGAUUAGUUCGUUUAGUGUGCGUUUUCUUGCAAUCUCUCAUUAGAAAUAAAAUAAUAAAUGUUCAGGAAUUAUUUAUUGAAGUUCAAGCCUUUUGUAUCGAUUUUAUUCAAAUUCGAGAAGCAUCAGCUCUGUUUCGUCUCUUAAAACAACUAGAAACAGGAGAUACUUGCAGUAUUGGUAAUAUAGCUGCUGCCGCUGGUAUUACACCUAGUACAAUUGCUGCUGCUAAAGAUAAGGAUAAAGACAAAAUAGUUCCAAAGGAAAAAUAG